CAGGAUUUAAAAGGACAUAAAAAAUGAUGUUACACAGUAAAAAUUAUCAUCAAGGAGAAAGUAUAUGCACAGUUCCUAACAUUUUGUUUUAGGUCCAAAGGAUUGUUACGAAUUGUACACAUUUGGAAACACAAGAUCCGGAGUCUACACAAUAUACCCCUGGGAUGAUAUUAAACGAUCCAUAUCGGUUUACUGUGAGAUGGGCGUGAGUCCCGGUGGCAUGUCAGUUUUUCAAAGGCGAGGAAUCGACAAGUCGGUACUAUUCAAUAGAACGUGGCAUGAAUACAAAUAUGGAUUCGGGAACCUAUCUACUGAUUUUUGGUUAGGAAAUGAGGUCAUUCAUCAGCUGACAGCGAUUGAUUCCAACAAACUAUACAUCGAAUUAAAAGAUACCUCACUGAGAUCAUUUCAUGCUCGGUAUGAAUCGUUUUCAAUAGGACCAGAAACCGACGAAUAUCGUUUGCAUGUAGCUGGCAAUUUUUCUGGCAAUGUUACACAUGACUAUGUCACUCGUGGUAGUUAUAUUCUCAAUGGCCAACCUUUUGUCACUCCGGACAGACCUGACCAAGCUCAGUGUGCCUCACGUUUGGACGGAGGAUGGUGGUUCAAUGCUUGUGAAAAUGUUUACUUAAACGGUCCGUUUAACACCGAUUAUUGGGUGUGGAAGGGGAGUGUUGAUGAAUACCACUAUCUGGAGUAUACGGCUAUGAUAAUAACAAGAGGAUAAUUUUUAUUUUUCAAACAGAAGUUCUACACUUCCCUGAUUUUGAUUUGAUUACGUCAUCAACACCGUUGUCUAUAUCAGUGAACAAUAAUAUAAAUGAAUAUUUUACACUUACAAAUAGCAAUAAAAUAUUUUUUUUCUACAACAGUUUCUUGCAAUUUGUCCCCUAAAAUUCUCUAAAACUAUCAGUUUAUCAAACUGAAUGCAUGGAACAUUCUA
Messenger RNA from Saccostrea cuccullata (small rock oyster), 943 nucleotides. Its product is annotated as ficolin-1-like. Lineage: Eukaryota; Metazoa; Mollusca; Bivalvia; Ostreida; Ostreidae. Bases 200 to 727 code for a protein of 175 amino acids. The transcript has 4 exons. The record is from RefSeq and is a predicted model, not a curated record.